Molecule: messenger RNA, 1974 nt
Organism: Lycium ferocissimum
Lineage: Eukaryota; Viridiplantae; Streptophyta; Magnoliopsida; Solanales; Solanaceae
Product: ankyrin repeat-containing protein At5g02620-like
Exons: 4
Coding region: 305-1747 (480 amino acids)
Source: RefSeq, a predicted model, not a curated record
AUGGGUGGUAUUUUUCGAAAAAUGUUUUCUACCAACCAAUCGAACAUGAAAAUAAGUAGAAAUUAACUUAUUUUCCAAGAACACAAUUUCCUCCAUACCGAACACACCCUUAAUGAAUCCUCCUUUUCGAUUCUUGGCUUUACCACUGGUUUCUCCAUUUUAGGACUUGUUGCUUCUUCUAUAUUGUAGGUCAUGCCUUAACCUUGUUAAAAAGCGGAGUAGGCUAUCUGCUGGCAUAUCUUUUACGAUUUUGCUUCUUUUUUUUCUUCCUAACUGAGGCUUGGUUCAAUUUGCUAGUGGUCAAAUGCUGAGUUACUUUAAUCUUACAGAUUUGGCCCUGUUGAUUGCUAAAAAGUAUGAUUAUUUGGUCGAUGAACGAGAUGCAGAUGGAAUGACUGCUCUUCAACUUCUUGCAUGCAACCGACAAGCAUUUGGAAGUGGAGAGAAUUAUAGUUUUAUCAAGAGAUCCAUUUACACUCGUCUUUCAACUGAACAUAAGGCUACAGAGAGGGAAGAAGCUCAAAAACGUUAUAGAGUGCCUAUGGUGGAGUCCAUGCGUCAGCAAAAGCAGAGACAUGAAUCAGUUCUUGAACUUGCAAAGUUCUUGAUAGCAAAGGAUACUUCUUGGGAGCAUUCAGAGUCUGCAUUAAAUAAGGUCGAACCUCGAUAUCACAAAUAUAGACUAAUGUCAGAUGUUUCAAAAGGCCAAGAAAAAGAGGAUCAACGUGGUGUUGCACAAGAAGGACAAGCUGUUACAAAAGUGGCUGAGUCACCAUUGAUCUUAGCAACCAAAUCAGGUUGCACGGAAAUUGUGGAGGAGAUAUUGAAAACGUAUCCUCAAGCUGUGGAAUAUAUUGACAGUCAAGGUCGUAACAUUUUGCACGUCGCGAUCAAGUACCGCCAGAUGCAAAUCUUUGACAUAGUUGAGAAAAUGGAUAUGCCAAUGAGGAGACUCAAGAGAAAAAUCACUCAUAAGGGAAAUUCCAUAUUGCACAUGGUUGGUAUAAAAGAGGACCCCGAAAUUGCAGAUAUGAGAAGCCCUGCUCUUCUGUUGCAAGAGAAUUUGCUCUUAUUUGAGCGUGUGAAAAAUGUCUGCUCAGAUGAUUUUUUCGAAAUUAUUAACAAAGAUGGAAAGACGGCAGAAGAGUUAUUCACUAAAGCAAAUGCUAAACUUCGUUCAGAAGCAAAAGACUGGCUUAAACGCACUGCGGAGAACUGUACAAUAGUUGCUGUGCUCAUUGCAACAGUGGCUUUUGCAGCAGCCUAUACUAUUCCAGGUGGUCCAAAUCAAAGCACUGGUUAUCCCGUCCUCAUGGACCAUCCAUUCUUCGUGAUUUUCACCAUUGGAGAUGUGCUCUCCAUUACCUUUGCUUUGACCUCAAUGAUCACCUUUCUCUCAAUUCUUACCUCUUCAUUUCUGAUGCAUGAAUUCAGGCGGUCGCUUUCUGAGAAGUUAAUUCUGGGGUUUACCCUCUUGAUUCUUUCUGUGUCGAUGAUGAUGUUAGCAUUCGCGUCGACUAUAAUCUUGAUGAUUCACUAUAAGGAAAGGUGGACAAAAAUUGCUUUAUCUUCCAUGGCAUUCCUACCUGUGACCAUCUUUGCAGUUUCAUAUUUUCCUCUGUAUGUGUCAUUAUGGAAGAACUUCAACUACUCAUUAAGGAAAUUAGCCAGGGCUUUUCCUAGGUGCAAGACUAUAUCAGGAAGGCCACGCGAUUCCCCUUUGCCAAGCUCUUCCAGUCUCCAUUAGUCUGAAUCUACUAAAUUUGGCAUUUCCACAUCCUAUUAUUAGUAACAAAAUAUGUGAUAGUUGUUGUGUUUGAUACAUAAAGGGGCUUUAGUCCAACCAAGAAUCUUCACAGUAGUCUUUGUAUCCUUGAAAUGUAUUCUAGUAGUAGGGGUGUGUUCCCAAUGAAUGUAUGUUUGUCAAGUUCUCUUCUUAUUGAAGCAUAUAUGAGAGUUGUCAAGUUUAAUAUC